AACAUAGCAAUUGAACGCAGCAUGAGACCAGUGAGGAAAAAAGAGGAAGAAAUCCACGUAGCUCGUCUCGCAUCGUAACGGUCCAGACGUAAAAUGUCCCUAAUACACGUCUAUUUGAACGAAGCUCGCAUUUAUUAGGAACACAGCGGUGCUCAUCGUGGCGGGCUGAGGCGGGAAAGGCCACAUUAGCCCCGUUCGCUGUAAGGCAGAGGACUAAAAUGGAGCUGGAAGACGGAGUUGUGUACCAGGACGACCCCGGGACAUCAGCGAUGAUGUCGGAGCGGGUGUCGGGCCUGGCCAACUCCAUCUACCGCGAGUUCGAGCGGCUCAUCGGCAAGUACGACGAGGACGUGGUGAAGGAGCUGAUGCCGCUGGUCGUGGCCGUGCUGGAGAACCUGGACUCGGUGUUCGCGGAGAACCAGGAGCACGAAGUGGAGCUGGAGCUGCUGAAGGAGGACAACGAGCAGCUCAUCACCCAGUACGAGCGCGAGAAGGCGCUGAGGAAGCACGCGGAGGAGAAGUUCAUCGAGUUUGAAGACACCCACGAGCAGGAGAAGAAGGACCUGCAGAACAACAAUGAGAGAAUGGAGUCCCACUCCCGCCAGCUGGAACUCAAGAUCAAGAACUACGCAGACCAGAUCGGCCGGUUGGAGGAACGGGAGCUGGACCUGAAGAAGGAAUACAACUCCCUCCAUCAGCGGCACACAGAGAUGAUCCAUAAUUACAUGGAGCACGUAGAGAGGAUCAAGCUGCAGCAGAUCAGCGAGACGUCGGAGUCGAGCACAGUCGGUCGAGUCAGGAGGGAGCGGCCGCUUUCCUUGGGAAUCUUCCCCUCGUCCGGUGGCGCCUCCCUGCUGAUCCCGGACCCCCAGGCCCGAGCGGAGACGCCGGGCACAGAGAGCUGGAAGUUCACAGACCCGGCACAGCCACGGUCCAACGCCAGCCUGAAGUUGGACUUUAUGGACCCCCCAAAGGAAAGGGAGGGUAAGAAUGCACAGGACUCUACGUGGGGGAAUUCACUGGCAGACGACUGCAAGGACGAGUUGUCAGACUUCACGGGCUCCAAGUCGGCCACGCCGAUGUCCACCACGGCCUCCGACAUGGAGAGGGAAGACGGUAACAGUAAGAGCACAGAGGUGCAGGCAGCACCGGGGACGAGAUCCGUAUCCGUGGGUUUGCCUGAAAAUGAAGACAGCUCAGACGUGCAGGACAUCAUUGAGUCCACUCCUGAGCUGGACAUGGACCUCAUAGCCUACAAACCCUGCAGCACUCCCACCAAAGGCAUCGAAAACAUGGCGUUCGACCGCAACACCGACUCCCUGUUUGACGAGCUGUCGUCUGCAGGCACCGGGCUCAUAGGGGAUGUGGAUGAAGGAGCAGACCUGCUGGUGGAGUAUUCUGACCUUAGUUUGAUUGGUAUGGGCAGAGAAGUUGAAAAUCUCAUUCAGGAGAAUUCACAGCUUCUUGAGACAAAGAACGCUCUGAAUGUAGUGAACAAAGACCUGAUCCUGAAGGUGGAUGAGUUAACCUGUGAGAAGGAAAUGCUGCAGGGCGAGCUGGAGGCCCUGCUGCUGGCCAAGACCAAGCUGGACGACAAAACCAAGGAGCUGGAGGAGGAACUCAAAAAAGUGCGACUGGAAAUGGAGGAAGUCAGGCAGAAGAAUAAAGACGAAGAAGAUAGCGACGUACCCACAGCCCAGAGGAAGCGUUUCACCAGGGUGGAGAUGGCCAGAGUGCUGAUGGAGAGAAACCAGUACAAAGAGCGGCUGAUGGAGCUCCAGGAAGCCGUGCGGUGGACGGAGAUGAUCAGGGCCUCGAGAGAAAAUCCAACGCUCACGGAAAAAAAGAAAUCCAGCAUCUGGCAGUUCUUCAGCAGACUGUUUAGCUCCUCCUCCAGUGCCCCGGUCAUGAAGAAGGUGGAGUCGCAGUCCAAUGUGAAGUACAACUCGCCGGGCAGUCUGGUGAAGAGGAGCAGCACCUUCUCCCAGUUCCCCACAGAGAAAUCCAAGACAUUCGACUUCCUCAACGAAGAGAAAGAUCAGUGCAGCUCCCCGUCACGUAAAGAGCAGAAGAGAGCUCAGUACAGACAGGUCAAGGCCCACAUGCAGAAGGAGGAUGGACGAGUGACUGCACACGGCUGGAGCCUUCCCAGCAAAUACAAGCAGGCAGCAAAUGGUGGCCAGUUGGAGAACAAAGUGAAUCUACCUGUACCAGUUUACUUGAGACCUCUGGAUCAGACGGAUGCUUCUAUGAAGCUGUGGUGCGCUGCUGGAGUUAACAUGUCUGGAGGGAGGACCUCAGAGCUCACAAAGCAGACAAAGGGCUCUCAGAGUAGCCUGGACCAGCUAGAGCAAGAGAGUAAGGAUCAAGAGAAAGGGGAGAAGGAGCUGAAGGAGGAUGAGAUGUCCAGCAGGGUGUGGGUGUGCACCAGCACACAUUCUUCCACUAAGGUCAUGGUCCUGGAUGCCACGCAGCCCUCCGACCUGCUGGACAGCUUCUACGCCUGCAACACACAUGUUGUUUGCAUUGCCAGUGUACCAGGUGUGUUGGACACUGAUUAUCCAGCGGGUGAGGAGGUGCCCCAGGACCUGGAGGCUAGCCAGGGCGAUGGGGUGUCGCUAGCCGGCAGCGUGGCCAGUGUGGGCUCAACGGGCAGCGACGGUGCCAUGGCAGCAGAGGGGACUACGGCCGUCCCCCAGACGGCCUGCUCCGGCGUCACGGACCUGUCGGCUGAGCAAAGUGUCAUUUCAGGCUCAGUUGAGCUGUCCAGAGAGGCCAGUCCAGCCGAAGAUGGUGUUCCUAUGGCGGAAGAGGCAACAGAAGCCACGGAGGCUAAUGCCGGUGUGGGCGACGAAGGAGAGGACCAGGGGAUGGAUCCAAAUCAGCCUGGAAUCUACACGGAGCAUGUGUUUACUGAUCCACUGGGGGUGGGACCCACCGACGCCUCCCUGACCGACAAGCAGAGGGGCUCCGCACAGGAUGGAGUUACGUCCUUAACAGAAGACUCAGACCUGAAUGAUGGAGACGUUCUGAGGAUGAGCAGCUCCCUCCCUACCAUGUGGCUGGGAGCUCAGAAUGGAUGUCUGUACGUGCACUCGUCUGUGGCUCGGUGGAGAAAGUGUCUCCAUGCCAUCAAACUGAAAGACUCCAUCCUGAGCAUAGUCCACGUUAAAGGGAGAGUCCUGGUAGCACUGGCUGAUGGGACUUUAGCCAUUUUCCACCGAAGCAUUGCAGACGGACAGUGGGACUUAACAAACUACCACCUGUUGGACCUGGGCCGACCCCACCACUCUAUCCGCUGUAUGACAGUGGUCCACGACAAGGUCUGGUGUGGCUACAGGAACAAGAUCUACGUGAUCCACCCCAAGGCCAUGAGGAUAGAGAAAUCGUUUGAUGCUCAUCCACGCAAGGAGAGCCAGGUUCGGCAGCUGGCCUGGGUCGGUGAUGGCAUCUGGGUCUCCAUCCGACUGGAUUCCACCCUCCGCUUGUUUCACGCUCACACCUACCAGCAUCUCCAGGACGUGGACAUCGAGCCGUACGUCAGCAAGAUGCUGGGUACGGGUAAACUGGGCUUUUCCUUUGUGAGGAUCACAGCUCUUGUGGUGUCCUGCAACCGCCUGUGGGUGGGGACAGGAAACGGCGUCAUCAUCUCCAUCCCUCUGUCUGAAGCAAACAAGUCAAAAGGAAUAGUGCCAAAUCGACCCGGCGCCGCUGUGCGGGUCUACGGAGACGACAGCUCAGACUGUGCUGUGCAGGGCAGCUUUGUGCCGUACUGCUCCAUGGCCCACGCCCAGCUGUGUUUCCACGGACAUCGAGAUGCUGUCAAGUUCUUUGUCACUGUUCCAGGUCAGGCGAUGCCGCCUCCAGGCAGUGACUCAGGCUCUGACGAUCCUGCAUCCGAAUCCUCCGACACAGCGAACUCCGAGCCCAAAACAUACCUCGUCAUGAGUGGAGGCGAAGGCUAUAUCGACUUCAGAAUGGGGGAUGACGGCGGCGAGUUGGACGGUUUAUCGGAACCGACAGCCAGCCAGCAGUCGACACCCACCAAGGCUGAGCGGAGCCACCUCAUUGUCUGGCAGGUCACAACUUCCCCUGAUUAAAGUGCUGCGUGAACGCCACGGCCGCCCACCGAGCCCUGCAUGCCCUCCUCACUCUUUAAUUUGUGUUUAUCAAUUGUUCUUAUUGCCUGAGUUGUUAACUCCUUUGUAAAAAAUAUUUUUAGUCUAUGUUUUGUACAGUUUCUUCUUCAUGAAUUUUAAAUGCGUGAGGUGACGUUUACAGUAUGCUAAUUUAAAAAAAAAAAUACGUCCAAGGUCUGAGUGUUGCAUGAUGGAAAAGCAGGUGCACACAGGGAAACGGCAGGUUAGCAGGUGUGAAGGUGUGAAGGGUGAUCAGGUAAUGCUGGAACAUUUGCCUCCCAAAUGUUAAGCAGACAGACAUGAAGGAUAAAAAGGAAAAGUGCUUGAAGGAAUUUUGCAAUUAUCCAAAAGGGAACAAGAGGUUUUCAUUUGAACUGAAGCAUAUUUUUACGUAAGGCUUUCAUGUUUUUUUUAAACCGUGGGAGCAUGUCGAUCUCUUAGGCUCCUUUUGGUGUGCUGGUCAUUUUUAUAGUUUUAUCAUUAAAGAAUCUAAAUCAAAGUUAAAAUGUAUAAUCAAUAUUAAUGGUUUGAAUGUUUGAACCUGAUUACGUUUCGAUUACUUGAAAAUGUAUUUGCACACCUGGGACGCAAAACCUGUCUCAGUUGCAUAAAAUAUUAAAACACAGGAAAAACAAGUGUUUGAUUCAAUAUAGAAUUCAAGCACGUUUUUAUUUUAUUUCUUUUAUUCUAAAAAGAUAAUAUUAAACCCGGCUUCCCGUACUGUGGGUCAGCUGUAGCCAGCAUGGGGAAGGCGCGUUCCUGAUCAGCAGUUUCAAGUUGUAGCCUCUUCUGUUCCAUUAGCGGCGCUACUUUCUGUUGGCACUUUAAAAUGACAUGAGUCAAAGAACACGACGUGAAUGUGCUGAUUCAGUGAAAGGAGCAAUGAAAUGUUUGUUUGCAGUGACUUGUCACCAAAGGACAAAAGAAAGAAGACAACUAUUUGACAUUUAAGAAGGAAAUUCCAACUUUAAAGCUUGUGAUUCUAAUAAUUGGAAGGUUUACAUGUCUGACUUUUUUGUCCUUUUCCUGACAAAUAACGUUUUGUGUGGCACCUUCUAUUGAACAUGCACACAGCACUAAAGAGCAUCUGCUGAGUCACUGACCCUCAUGAUUUUGUUUCUAAUAUGUCAUUUUGUGUUUUUGAAUAAUGAGUAUUUUCAUGAUGACUAGAGAAGUGUUUUAAUUUGUUUUUAUAUCUGAAGACUUGAGUUAAGUUUGCUCUACAGUCCAUUUAAAAGUCCUACCUUUAUAUAGCGUUUAUGCCAUUCCAGUAUUUAUUUCCUUUGUCAUCGAGCCGACCUUGGUUCAGAAUGUAACUUUCUAUAUGAGCAAAAUAUAAAAGGAGGCUAUUAAAAAUAAAAUAGUCCCAUGCGUUUACAUGAUUGUUAAUUAUGGGUAAAUAAAAAACAAAUGAAAUGUUUGACAAACCAUGAGACCAAUAUGUGCAAACACAAACUCCACAUUCAUGGACUAAGCUAUGCAUGUUUUUUUAAGGGAACACUGCUCUGUUUAUCAGCUGAUCGGUUUAAUGCCACCGUUUUGGGUGGGGUGGAAGUCUAGAUGCUGAGUCCAGUGUGCGUGUGGUUCUUUGUACACUCCCUGUAUAUGUAUAUGUAUAUGUAGGAGCGCAAGGCGUCUGUCAGCGUGUGUCUCACCUUUGCUGUGUGUUUGCUCACUCUGUCCGUCUGUAACUCCCCAGAGCCGGUCGCUCCGGACGUCUGGACACUAAGUGGUUUUUCCUGGUCGAUGUUUGCUAAAAUAGCAUCAUAGCCUUAUUUUUAACAAUCUAUUAAACUCAGUUUCAUGGAGAAA
Molecule: messenger RNA, 5951 nt
Organism: Betta splendens (Siamese fighting fish)
Lineage: Eukaryota; Metazoa; Chordata; Actinopteri; Anabantiformes; Osphronemidae
Gene: spag9a
Product: sperm associated antigen 9a
Exons: 31
Coding region: 219-4100 (1293 amino acids)
Biological process (GO): vesicle-mediated transport
Cellular component (GO): cytoplasm
Molecular function (GO): signaling receptor complex adaptor activity; MAP kinase scaffold activity; JUN kinase binding
Source: RefSeq, a predicted model, not a curated record